Messenger RNA from Echinococcus granulosus, 378 nucleotides. RefSeq lists its product as hypothetical. The record is from RefSeq and is a predicted model, not a curated record. NCBI's taxonomy places the organism in Eukaryota, Metazoa, Platyhelminthes, Cestoda, Cyclophyllidea, Taeniidae. Bases 1 to 378 code for a protein of 125 amino acids. The transcript has a single exon.
AUGGGCUUUGUGCUCUACUUUAGCACAGGCAAAAAUUUUCGUGACGAGGUGCAUCGUCUCUUCAUUCGUUGCGGUAUCUGCAGAAGAGGCAAGGCCUCCGACAACACUCGCAACAGCCUGAGUAGUGAAAUGGGCAGAAGCAGUGUCUCUACUCGAACAAAUCGAGAGAAGAAGAGACUACUCACCUCAAUGUCCAACCACCGACAGGAGAAUAGGCUUCUAGCACUGCGUCGAGGCCUGCUCUUCUUCAAGCGCGGUCGAAAGAGCUCCGAUUUUCCUGGACUAGAUCAAUGCGGUCGUCGGGGUGAGCGACAGCCCUCGAAGUUGCUCCUAACACCAAAAGCUAAUGCCAAUGGCGAUUUUCCGUCUCCUCUUUGA